This is a messenger RNA of Effrenium voratum, 1914 nucleotides long. Lineage: Eukaryota; Dinophyceae; Suessiales; Symbiodiniaceae. The record is from the annotation of a GenBank genome assembly.
AGGAAGUGACCUGCCGUGGCGGCACUCCCGCACUCGUCUGGACAGUCCGGACGAGCAGUUUCGGGCCAGCCUGCGAGAUGCCGGAGGUGCUUCAUGGCAGCAGGAGGCAAUGGGUGAAGCUGCUGAUAGCCUUGUCGCGAGCGAACUGGCCACCAUUUACCAAUUGGUGAAGGCGAAGAGCGAACGCCUUAUGGAGAGAGAACAUCAACUGCACUGCAGCGAGUGCUUCGUUGCCGAGGCUGCCGCUCUCUUAGUCGGGGCAGCCAAGGCUCGGCUUCGCGCAGAGGUGGACGAGCUGCUGCGAAGGUCACAGCAAGAGUUGAAGAAAGAGGCCAACGCUCAAAGAAAGCGUUUGGAAGACCUGUUCCAGAAAGCUCAGGAGGAAUUCCGGAAGGCGGUGACAUGGAGAAAGGAAGCUAGGGUGAUGAAAGGGGCAGCAGUUCAAGAGAAGGAGUCCCAUGAAAAGCUUCAAAAGAAGGUGCAGGAGCUUGUUCGGCGAGAGAAGGCUCUUCGGCAACAGCAUGCGGAAGAGAAGGAGCGUUGGGUUGAGGAGAAGGAGAAGCUGGAGCGGCAGGCGGCGCUUCAGGAGCGACCCUUUCCGGAGGCGCACAGAGUUCUUGAUGAUUCGCAGCAGCACCUUCUAAGGUCAAGCUCGUCGCUUGCGCUGCGCAGGCCACAAGGCCGCGAUUCAGAAGGCCUGCCUCUCGAUUUGCAGGUGAGGAUGGAUGACCUUGAUGCAGGCUCGGAGUCCUGGAGCGUGCCUUUCAUGGAGGCCUUGGACCGAGAAGAUCUGUGCUAUCCGCCUUCAGCCCCCGUUCCCUCGGCUCCGAAGCUCGGCUCGGAGGAGCUCCAGGCGCAUGCAGCGUGGUGGGGCGUUGACACUGUGGCUUUUGGACAUCGAGGCCUUUGGGGAUGUGCCGCUCUGCUUGCGGCAGAGCCCGUCAAGAGUCAGGAGCUUCAAAGUUGGUUCCUGCGACGAUGGGCCUGGCAGGCCUUGUUGACAGACGCCUCAUCACUCUGGCAGUCAGCUUCGGUCUUGGCCAAGGAGAAGAGACCCUUGGAGAACUUGCCGUUGCAGCCUUUCGACCUUCGACAGUGGCUUCCAGAUCAACGAGAUCGGCCUUUGGUGAAGCUUCGCAGGCGGCUGCGCCCCCUGUUGGCACAGUCAGAAGAUGUAGCUGGUGAUGGUCACUUGCUUUGGCUAUGGCCUGCGUCAGCUCAACGUGCCCUGGCCGGGGCGCUCUGGAGAGACGUGCGGCAGCAGCUGCUCACCUCCGAGAAGGCCCUGCGCUUGGGGAGGGCCGACCCGUCAACGCUGGCACAGGCUGCUCGCUCCCUGCUGUGCGUGGCUGCCCUCUCGCUGGACGCAUCACCAGAUGAUGCACAGGCAGCGCUGAGAUCCUUGGCUCGACUAUGUGCAGGCCAUGCUGAAGAGCUGCCGUCCAGGAUGGCAGACGCCUUGCCGGUCCUUCUGUGGCUGGCAGACGCCACCGGAGCGACAGGGAGGUGCCCGCCAGCCACAGGAGGCACAACUGAGUUGACAGCCAAAGCCUUGCAGGAGCUCGGCUUCGCCUCGCUGGAGCCUGGGCAUCCCGCAGCUGUUCAUGUUAUUGCCGCGGCUCUUCUUCGAGCACCGGCAGAGGCAGUGACGAAGCCAACUUUAAGCCUCUUGACCCUGAUGGCGGAGCUGCUCCACAAGGCCGCGGAGUCUGCGGUGGCCAAGCUGGAGAAGUCCACGGCGCAGAUGGAGGAUGCCCUGGAAAGACGCAGCCUUAGGGCUUGGCGGGGGCCGUUGCGGAGGUGGCUGGAGCACUUGCAAGAAGCAGGCAUCUGCAGCCGCACCUCCCCCCUGGGCGCCUGGGUUAACGGCAGCAUUGGAGUGCUGGACGAGUUGCCGCUGUACUGACCCGGGAG